Galleria mellonella (greater wax moth) is the source of this 6680-nucleotide messenger RNA. It is a transcript of the gene Isha, whose product is annotated as SR-related and CTD-associated factor 4. The record is from RefSeq and is a predicted model, not a curated record. Gene Ontology annotation, cellular component: nucleus. The coding region runs from base 145 to 4731 and encodes 1528 amino acids. NCBI's taxonomy places the organism in Eukaryota, Metazoa, Arthropoda, Insecta, Lepidoptera, Pyralidae. Gene Ontology annotation, molecular function: RNA binding. The transcript has 23 exons.
UCUAUGGAUGCUUCGCAUUCGCACGCCAUUUUGUACUUUUGUGCGUGUUGAUUUCUUCACAAAAAUGAUUUUAUUGACACAAAUUAUCAAUUUUAUUAGUAUUAUUGAAUAAUUAAUUUAUUAGUGUAGAUUAUUACAAUAAAAAUGGAUAUGUCUGAAGUUAAAGCGUUCAACACGGAGUUAUCCGGGUUGUACGACAAUAGACCGCCUAUAUCAAAGGCGAAAAUGAGUGCUAUCACUAGAGGUGCUAUAAAGGCUAUAAAGUUCUACAAACAUGUAGUACACAGCGUAGAAAAGUUCAUACAAAAAUGCAAGCCAGAAUAUAAAGUUCCUGGUUUAUAUGUGAUAGACUCAAUAGUAAGGCAAUCGCGGCACCAAUUUGGACAAGACAAGGAUGUGUUUGCUCCAAGGUUUGCAAAGAAUAUGCAGCAAACCUUUGCAAACCUGUUCAGAUGCCCUCCUGAAGAUAAGCGCAAUAUAAUCCGUGUACUGAACUUGUGGCAAAAGAACAAUGUGUUUAGUCCACAAGUUAUCCAACCAUUGCUGGACAUGGCCGAUCCUAACCAUCCUCUUCAUCAAGAAAUACAACAGAAUAAUACAGCUAAUGGGAGCAGUCUAAAUUUGACUCACAAUAUGUCAGACAACAAAAUAUCCCCGGUACCCCCACCACAGCACACACCGCAUGCUUCCACACCGAUGGGUGAACAGUUCCAGGAUCAAUCAACGGGACAGUCCAAUGUAAAGUUCAACCGUAAGCUUCUCAACGACUUUGAGUAUGAGAGUGAAGAUGAGCCAAUGGCGUUGGACUCGUCGCCGGCGUCGCAGCCGUCGCACCAUUCACACCAGCAGCUCCAGUCGCAUCAACAGCACCCACCACAGAACCCUGCUGAUGUACUCGGGAGCAUUUUAACAAAUCCUGACAUAAUGAGACAAUUGCAGAGCCUUCAGCUUAUGGCUGGAAUUCAAAUACCUAAUCUUAUGCCCAUGAUGUCCGAUAUGCAAAUGCAACAGAAUCAAAACCAAAAUCUACCAUUUUUGAAUUCACAGCAAGACCAACAGAAACAGAACGAGGCCAAGGAUGAUAUCGCCAACGAAUCUGACAUAGAGUUUGUGGAGACUGGCCCCCAAGUCAUUGAAAUACCUGAUGCAAAUGAUUCGAGGAGCCCGUCCCCCAAGUCUCGACGUCACCGCUCGCGGUCCAAGUCGCGGUCGCGGCGGCGGCGGUCCCGCACGCGCUCGCGGUCGCCGCGCCGCGCCCGCCACCGAGACCGCGAGCGCGAUCGCGAUAGAGACAGAGAUAAAGAACGAGAGAAAUCCUACAAAGAGAGAGAAGCAGAAAAGGAAAAGCAGAGGGAGAGAGAAAAGAAAGGAUUACCGCCUAUUAAAAAAGAGAACCUUAGUGUGUGCAGCACGACGCUGUGGGUGGGGCACCUGUCGAAGCUGGCGACGCCGGAGGAGCUGUCGGACCUGUUCGGCGCGCUGGGCGGCGUGGUGUCCAUCGACGUGGUGGCGCCGCGCGGCUGCGCCUUCGUCGUCAUGGAGCGCCGCCGCGACGCCGCGCGCGCGCGCCUGCGCCUCGACGGACACAAGCUGCACUCCAAGGAGAUCACCGUGGCGUGGGCGCCGGGCAAGGGCGUGAAGGGGCGCGAGUGGAAGGACUACUGGGAGGCGGAGCAGGGCGUGGCGUACCUGCCGUGGGCCGCGCUGCACGCGCGCUGGGCGCUCGGCGCGCUGUCGCUCGACGCGCUCGAGGACGGCGGCGCCGUCGACGAGGACACGCUGCCGCCCUGGCUGCCGCCGCGGAUACUGCCCAAAGCCAUAAUGGACAUGCCGAUGAUGCCGGGCAUACCACCGGUAUCGGGCGCGGGCAUGCUGGGCAGCAUGCCGGCGGCGAUGCCCUCCCUACCAUCACUGCCAUCGCUACCAAACAUGCCCUCGCUACCGCCACCGUCCAUGCCGCAAAUGCAACUACCCGGGCUACAGGCCGGCCCCGCGGCUACCAUGGCAAUGCAAGUACAGAGGAUGCCUCCGCCCGGCAUGGCGGCCGGUAUGCCCCCGGGCAUGGCGCCGGGCAUUCCGCCCAACAUCCGACCGCCGAGCAUGCCCGCCGGAGUGCCAGGGCUGCAGGGCGAGGCGGGGCUGCCGCCGGGUGGGCCGCUGCUUCGCUUCCCGCCGGCCAUGCCGCCACAGCCCGGCAUGGUGAGCGGAUUCCUGGGCGGGCUGCUGGGCGUGGGCGGGCUGGUGGCCGCCGGCCUUCCACUGCUGCCGCGCGACCAGCACCCGCAGCAUCCGCAGCACCCGCAGCACGCGCAACACCCGCAGCAUCCACAACACCCGCAUCUACAGCAGCUGUCUCACCACUUGCAGCAACAGACCGCCGUGAGUUCGGUGAACGCUGCCGAUGAUGCCAUGGAGCUGGAGGGCGAUGAACUGCCCCCCGUCCCGGCCGUCCCCGCACACGCUGCCCCCGCCCCCGCCCCCGCCCCCGCCGCCGCCGCCGCCGGACCGACCGUACCCCCGCCGGAGGCUGCAGGGUCCGGGGCUGCGACCCACGAUGACCCGUCCUCAUUACACGAUCAGCUCCAAGCGCUGCUAUCGAAACCACCGCCGGAGUUCAACUCGUCGGAGCCGCCACCGGGCUACAAGGUGAACGAGCCGCCGCCGUUCGCCGGGUCGCAGCCGCCGGCCGACGACAAGCAGGACGACGACCGCAAGGGCGACCGCGACCGCGACCGCCGCGACCGCGACCGAGACCGCGACCGCCGGGACCGUGAGCGCCGCGACCGCGGCGACCGCGCCGACCGUGACCGCCGGGAACGCGACCGUGGCAGGGACCGCGACAGAGAGCGUGAUGACCGCCGUGACCGCGACCGAGACCGGGGGCGGGACCGGCGUGACCGCGACCGCGACCGGGAUCGAGAGCGGGACCGGUUUACGUCGAGGGACGGUAACAGAGAACGCAGCAGAGAGAAGUCCCCGUCGCGCAACAUGGCGAACAUGGAGCAGAACCCUGAGAAGUCACUGCAGGAGCGACUGUGGGAGAUGGCCAACGGCAAGCCCCGCGACGACGGCGACAAGCCCCGCGACGACUUCGCCGACGGCCGGCGCGGCGACGACGGCCGUGACCGGAACGAGCGGCCGCCGCUGCUCGACCGCAUGCCGCCCAUACGGCUAGACAUGCCGCUGCCCGAUGAAGGAGACGCGGAGCAACCGUCGUGUGGUGCCGUCGGCGGCAGCGGAGGCGCCGCGGCCGGCGGCUGGACGCAGCUGCCGCCGCCGCACCUGCCGCCGCCGCACCUCGCGCCGCCAUUCCGAGCAGAACUGAGAAUGAGAGGACCGCCCAGACAACCUAUGCAAGGGCCAUGGAUGGACGGUCCCGGCCCGGGACCAGGUCCAGGACCAGGCCCUGUGGGCUUUGGACCGAGAUUCAACGGAAUGGGACCGCCGCCUUUCGCGCGACCGCCCUUCGAGAGGCCUCCUUUCGAGGGAGGACCAAUGUUCGAUGGUCCGCCCAGAUUCGAACCACCAUUCAAUAGAAUGCCUUUCGACGGAAUGACUAGACCACCUUUCGACGGCCCAAGGCCACCUUUUGACGGCCCUAGACCACCGUUUGAUGCAUCCAGGCCACCGUUUGACGCAUCGAGACCACCAUUUGACGGAAUGAGACCACCCUUCGACGGGCCCAGACUACCGUUUGAAGGGCCUAGACCACCAUUCGACGGGCCAAGACCUCCAUUCGAUGGGCCGAGACCACCUUUUGAUGGAAAGAGACCUCCCUUCGAAGGAGCUAGACCACCCUUCGAUGGUUCCAGACCACCGUUUGAUGGAAAGAGACCACCAUUUGAAGGGCCGCGACAAUUUGACGGCCCAUAUGAAGGAGAUCGUCAAUUUGAUGGUCCGGCGAGAUUUGAUGGACCACCAGAGUAUUUCGAUCGCGGCGGUAGACGGUUUGAUGACCGUGAGCAGUUUGGAGAGCGAGGCUGGAAUGGUGACCGUGACAGGGACCGCGACUGGGAGCACCGCGGCGAAUGGGAUGAUCGUAGAAGGGAUCGUAGAAACAGAGAUCACGAGGAUCGUUUCAGAGAUCGUUCGAAUCGCGGUGAACGAGGAGAGCGCGGUGAUCGCGCUGACCAUGGCGAUCGCCCCGAACGUGGUGACCACACUGACCGCGUUGAACGCGCAGAUCGCGGCGAUCACAACGAUCGACCAGAACGCGGUGACCGUGACCGCGGCGAUCGGAGUGACCGUGGAGACCGUGCAGACCGAGGUGAUCGCAACAGAAGGUCGUUCGAACAGGACCGGACGCGGCCGCCCCGCGAAGAACGGAAUACUAGAAGAGAUAAAGACAGGAAAUCCAGAUGGGGAGCUGCCGAUGAAUCUGCUAAUGUUAACGAGAAUCAGAAUCAAGCAGAGGAAAGUACAGAAAAUAGUGAAUUUAAUGUAAAUAGUGAAAGUAAUGAAAAUUAUGAGAGUGUUGACACUAGUCAUGAACAUGUUCAGAGUAAUGAUAACAACAAGGAGAGUGUUAGCGAAGAGUGUUCAGAACCUGCACAAUCCGAUGAUAAAAGCAAUGACGCAAGUUAUGAACCAGUUUCGAAUGUGUAUAAAGAGAAUGAUGAUCUAGUUUCAAAUGAACAAGAAAAUAAUGAAACUCUCGCCAAUGAUCAGGAACCUUUAAGGUGCCUAACAUUGAAGAAAAUUACAAAGGUUCUGACAUUCAAGAAAGCAUAAAAGAAUCUAAUGUUGAGGAAAGCUUUGACAGUUCAGAUAACCACGAAAGUUAUAAGGGCUCAAGUGAACAAAACAAUUCUGAUGUUUUCAGUAUGCAGGAAAGUUUUAUCGCUAAAUCAAAUGAGCAGGAGAGUGAAAACAAAGAAUAUGACUACAGUGGUGAUGAAAGGGGCGGUGAUGUCGCAGAAAAUAGUUAUAAUAAUGAGGAAAGUAAUCCACAGAAGUCCCCAGAAACGAUGGAAUGUGAGGCUCCAGAAAAUAUACCAAGUGCAAAUGACCUUUACGACGAGAGUGACGCCAUAGACACUAGUUUCACAUUACAAACCCCUGUGGACAAUUCAUCAAUAGCUGUCGUCGAAAAAGAGCCCACAUUCGAAGUGGCAGACAGCUCGAAAAUUGUAGACAUGUUCAGUCCAGACAAAGAACUCGCGGAAGCGAAGGAGAGCGACAGCAGCGAAGUGCAGACAAGCACAGAGAGCAAGGAAGGAGUAGCUUGACAGCGGCGGAGAUGGAAAGUCGGGUAUUUCCAGUGGAAAUGAUUCGGGUGACGCGAGCGGGCCCCGAAGAGGACACGAUAGUGGCACGCCGAGUUACAGCUAUGUCUUCUAACUAGAUUAUGGUUGUCAUAUAUUUUGUCAAAGUUUUACAAGGAACAUAUAGCUUUAACUCGGGCGGCCGACCGCCGAUGCGCAUAACGCCAAAGAUUUUUUUUUUAUACAAAGAACAAAGUUGAAAUAUACGAGUGCCUUAUUGGUUACCGAUGUGGUGUUUUGUUUGUCACCGGCACGCUGAGAAGAGGAACGCGCCUGGGCGCUCAAGUGGAGCGACCCGGGCCAGGUACGGUUGCUAAAUCAUUUAUACGCGCGUCUAGAACAAUUGCACUCGAACGGCCCGAUGUUGCGACACGAUCACAGUUUCCCAUUUCACACUAUCCGGUAUGCUUUCAUAACGCGCUGUCUCUAUCUGCCCUCUCGCUGACAGAGUAAAUGCGACUAUAUUUUUGUUCUAUUAUUGCACUUAUUCGAGUUUAUUGACGUGUUGCAACAUUAUAUAAAUUUAUAAUACAAACUGCACAGUUGUACUCGGCGGGCGUAAUUUUUUGUCGUUAUUUCAAAAUGUCGAAAUGAAGUUUUCUCUCUCUCUUUUUUUUUAUAUUUAUAUAUAUAAUAGUGAACAUUUGUAUAAAUUGACAUUUAUAUUUUAUAUGUAAAUGUAUGUGAUAUACUUGCAUCACAAUUAUCUUCAAUUCGACAUAGUUUAAUACCGCUAGCAAUGUGUGCAAAAUACCUCGACGGCGGCCGUGUCACCCGAAUCAACUGGAAACGUCCCCAACAAACGUGCAAGAGGAAGAUGGAACACAUUGUGUAGUAAUACCCGGCGCAUAUGUUCACGUUUUACUGUAGAUUUAAGUUGUUUCCCUUUUGUUAUCUCGAACUUGGUUAUAUAUGUAUCGUGUAUAACAUGUUUUUAUUCUUUGACUACGUGCUAAUUUAAAAAUGACACAAUAAUAUUUUAAUGUUAGAUUGCUCUUUCAUAUUGAUUGAUCAAUUGGUAGAAUUUUUUGUCGCUUCGUCUUUAUAAUGUUCGGUGAAGGUACAAUAUAUGGUUUAAAAAAAUUUUUUAAAUCUAUUUGAUAGAUAUUAUACGUAAUUUUAUUAAAAAAUAUAUAUAUACAUAUAGGAUCAAAUUGUAGCUAUACCUAUCAUAAUUUAGGUUUGUUUAUAAUUUUACAUCUCGAGAUAUACUUAGGAGCUACUCCAUGCUGUAUGCACGGACUAAUUAUAUGUAACAUAUUUUUGUAAAAUUCAAUAUAAUUAUGGGCUUACUGAUAGGAUAGUUUCUACAGAAGGUUACUGGCAGCCCGCUCUGUGUAGAUAAGCAAUUAAAAUAAAUUAAAUGCAUGCUUGGAAUAUUGUCAUUGUGCUUAAAUAAAAAUCUUUCUAAACUCA